This is a messenger RNA of Corythoichthys intestinalis (scribbled pipefish), 1764 nucleotides long. Its product is annotated as C-type lectin domain family 9 member A. The record is from RefSeq and is a predicted model, not a curated record. The transcript has 8 exons. NCBI's taxonomy places the organism in Eukaryota, Metazoa, Chordata, Actinopteri, Syngnathiformes, Syngnathidae. Gene Ontology annotation, molecular function: signaling receptor activity. Gene Ontology annotation, cellular component: plasma membrane; cell surface. Gene Ontology annotation, biological process: regulation of natural killer cell mediated cytotoxicity. Bases 100 to 1038 code for a protein of 312 amino acids.
AGAAGAAGAAGUGCGCGACGUUCUUACUCACACUUGAGUUUCAUUUACACUUGUCUCUCGAGUCAACACCAACCUUUUGGUCCUAUUUUUUAAUCAACUAUGGCAGAAGAACUUAAUUACGUGACAGUCAAGUUCAACUCCAACCACUCGCCAAGCGAAGGUGUUAUCUAUGAAGACGUGAGGAGCGAGCAGGUCACGUGGACCCCAGAGAAGCAGGGUGAGGUGGAGGACAUCUACGAUGACGUGAGGAACAAGGAGUCGCCAGCCGACAUGCCGCACAUCUUACAAGGAAAUGUGUCGAAAGUGUUGAAAUCCCGCACGCCCCACACCCUGGCGACGGCCGCUCUGGGCGUCCUUUGCGUGCUCCUCAUGUCCGUCGUCGUGGCGCUCACCCUGCACGUGAACAGCUCGGUGGCCGAGCGGCGGUCCGAUAGCGCCAACUUGACGGCGCAGAACCUGACGGCGCUGGAGCUGGGGGAGCUACGGCGGACGCUCGCCGCCGAGCGGGAACAGCUCAACCGGACGCUGGAGGCAGUCUUCCGCCUGAAGGUCUUCCACGUGGCCAGCCACUGCCCGCAGAAAGUAUUAAGCCUGUGUAAGCCGUGCCCGCUAGGCUGGCUGCUCUUCCGCUCCAAGUGUUACCUCUUCCUGCAUUUGCCCUAUCACGCCCACUGGAAGACGCAGGAGGAAAGCGCGAAUGAUUGCUGCCGCAGGAACGCCAGGCUGCUGACCAUCCAAAGCCAGGAAGAACAGGAAUUCGUCACAAACGAGACGAUGUACUACAACGACGACAAGCACGGCUACUGGAUGGGUCUGACAAAGGACAUCAUCACGGACAAGUGGGAGUGGAGCGACGGACGCGCCCUCAAUCAGACCUUCUGGAGAGAUGAAACCUACUACUACCGCAGCAACCGUUGCGCUUUGACUUCGAAGAAAAAAACGUCGACGUCGCUGCACAACUGGAGCAGAGCCGACUGCUCAAUGAAGAACAGAUACAUCUGCCAAACAGAGGCGUUCCUCGUUUCGGAACUCGGCUAACGAGAGGUCGCCGCCAUCGACGGUGACAGACGUCCAUUUUAUUUGAACCGGGAAGGGCUGGCGGAGAACGUCACGAUAAAAAACGGACACAGGGCCGUCCACUUUUGGGCGCACUUGGACCGAUUCACACCGGUGCAACUUUGAAAUUUGAUAUUUAUUAUUUUUAUCCAGUUCAAAUGUUUUUUCGGAUAAAAAAAAAAAAAUCUGAAAACACCGGGGGGAAAAAACUUGCAUAAAGUUUUUAACGAAGACAUACGGAGCCACCAAAAUUUGACAAUAACAUUCCUGUUUAUUUCAGGAGGGGGAAGGGGAGGGGGGUAUCAACAGGAAGUGACUAAAAAGGCCCCAAAAUGUGCAGGAAGUGACUCGGAAAUGCCGUAAAAUCAACAGGAAAUGAUCCAAAAUAUGCAGGAAAAGACCCAAAAUUGCACCAAAAUGUGCAGAAAGUGACUUGGAAAAGUUCCAAAAUCUACAGAGUGUGAUUAAUUCACAGGAAAGUUACCCGGAAAUGCCCCAAAAUGAUGAUUUAUGGUGAUUUUGGGUUUACUUCCCAAACAUUUUGGAUUGUUUCUUGUUGAUUUUAGAGGUUACGUACUUUUGAUUUUGGGGGCAUUUCCAGGUCACUUCCUGCAGAUUUUGGUGGCAUUCUUUGACAUACUUUGAGAGAGCGCGAGAACGAAAAGUUUUAUUUCACAUAUGGCAAAAUGGCUGCACACAGCAGUUUUU